AUGGGCCUUCUGGGACUCGACGACAAGAAGCCCAAGGUGGAAGUGGCGAGCUACUCAGCAGAUGGAGGAGGAGGAGGAGGAGGAGGAGGAGGAGGAGGAGGGAGAUCACUACGAGCCUCAUCGCCCUCAUCAGCGUCGUCAUACGCCUCGACAUCCUCGUCGGUCUCGACGUCGACACAUUCCAACUCGUCCCUGUUCUCCUCGACGGCCGCCUCGACGGUCGCCUCGACGGCCUCCUCGCUCGCCUCCGAGUCGGCGUCCCGCCUGUCGACGGCCUGGGAGGCAUCGUACCGGGUCGCCUCGGCCCUGGGCGUCCCACACCUGGUCGGCCGCUCCGUGCACUGCGCCUACCUGUCCCUCGUCUUCUUCGUCCCCAGCUUCCUGCAGGGCAGGCACUGGCGCGACAGGAUCCGGCCCGCCUCCGUCUCCCCGACCGCCUACCUGGACGGCAUGCGCGGCCUGGCCGCCCUCUUCGUCUUCUUCUGCCACUACUCGUACCAGGCCUUCGUCAUCGCCGAGGGCUACGGCGCCGGCGACGCCAACUACCACUGGCUCAAGCUGCCGCUGAUCCGCAUCUUCUACCAGGGCCCCGCCGCCGUCUGCGUCUUCUUCGUCAUAUCCGGCUACGCCCUCAGCUACCGCCCGCUCAAGCUCGCCCGCGCGCGCUGCAUGGCCGGCUGGGCCGACACCAUGUCCUCGCUCGUCUUCCGCCGCUGGGUCCGCCUCUUCGUCCCGCCCAUCGUCUCCACCUUCAUCGUCCUCCUCCUGAUCCGGUACGGCGCCUACGAGUGGACCCGCGACUUCGCAAACGAUCCCAACUACCACCACAUGGUCAUCGAGCCGCACUAUCCCAUAGCAGUUCUGGGACUGGGCCUGGGCCAUUUCCGCUGCUCUCUAUACCUCUUCCUCGUCCUGACGGCCACGGCCCGCCUCCGAACCUACGUGCGCAUCCUCGUCGUCCUGAUCGUCGGAUGGUUCACCUACCGCAGCACGCGGUGGGAGUUCAUCCUCUUCCUCGGCGGCAUGCUCCUCGCCGAGGCCGAUCUCAUCCGAGGAGCUCACGACAGGCCCGCCUCGUCGCCACCGCCCACGCUGCCCAUCACGAACCUGGACGAGAAGGACAAGGCCACGAGCUACCCCCACGAGAAGGGAGCGGCAGCGGCGGCGGCGGUGGCAGCAGGCCCCAGCCCCUGGCCCCACCUCUCAGAAGGUGAGCAGGUCGCCGCCGCCAACCGCGCCCGAGCCUCCAAGGUCAUCUGGAACCUCGUCAGCAUCGGGGGCCUGUACCUCCUGUGCCAGCCCGACGGUCGCGGGGAGGAGACGCCCGGAUGGGUCUACCUCACCUCCUGCAUCCCCGAGUGGUGGACCGCCGUCGAGGAACCCUACCGGUACUGGCAGAGCGUGGGCGCCGUCGUCUUCGUCGCCUCGGCCGCCCGCUCCACCGCCUGGCAGACCUUCUUCACCACCGCCCCGGUCCAGUACCUCGGCAAGAUCUCCUACGCCAUCUACCUCGUCCACGGGCCCGUCAUGCACACCUUGGGCUACCUCAUCGAGAAGUGGGCCUACGACACGACGGGCACGGAAGGCUUCCAGUACAACAAGGGAUUCAUGCUGAGCUCCCUGUUCGUCGUGCCCUGCAUCGUCAUGUGGGCUGACAUCUUCUGGAGGGCCUUUGAUAUCCCUACUGUCAAGUUUGCAAAGUGGCUCGAGAGUGUACUGGUCGUCAAGUCGUGA
Molecule: messenger RNA, 1734 nt
Organism: Geosmithia morbida
Lineage: Eukaryota; Fungi; Ascomycota; Sordariomycetes; Hypocreales; Bionectriaceae
Product: Acyltransferase family
Exons: 3
Coding region: 1-1734 (577 amino acids)
Biological process (GO): polysaccharide biosynthetic process
Cellular component (GO): membrane
Molecular function (GO): acyltransferase activity, transferring groups other than amino-acyl groups
Source: RefSeq, a predicted model, not a curated record